This is a messenger RNA of Planococcus citri (citrus mealybug), 852 nucleotides long. RefSeq lists its product as uncharacterized. NCBI's taxonomy places the organism in Eukaryota, Metazoa, Arthropoda, Insecta, Hemiptera, Pseudococcidae. The transcript is spliced from 4 exons. The record is from RefSeq and is a predicted model, not a curated record. The coding region runs from base 96 to 539 and encodes 147 amino acids.
UCGUAUUCAGGUUUUGAAGUUGUUUCGUUCAUACGAGUAGUCUACCACUUGUUUCAAUCGUCUGGGAUUUCAAGUAAACGGUGUCUUAGUUUAAGAUGAAAAUCGGUAGCCUUAGUUGCUCUAGUCAAGUGAUCACUUUAGUUGCACUUUUUUUCAAUGUGAGUUCGAACUUCAUCGUGAUCAGUGUAAUAGAUUGGGAAAUCGUGGGAGAUCUAGGUCUAGGAAGUGAUGUCAGAAUCGGUGUCAUCUACGUUAAUCUGGCUGAAUUUUUUUCAUCAUUGGUGGCAAUCAUAUUCAUUCAUGAUAAAUCAAAUUCACAUGUCACAAAUGUUAUGAAAUACUGGUCAUUCGUAUGGAUUGUUCUACUGCUGUUUCUCGAUAUCUUAUUCUCUAGUCACUUGAUCGUUUUGAAUUCAUAUCAACAAAUUUUGGAUAUUUUCAGCUUGGUCAUCGGCUUAAUCAGCUAUUCUGCUUUUAAAAUAUGCAUUGCAGCUGUUGUACUUUCUUAUACCAGUGACAAAACAAAUUUCAUAUAUUGACUGAUGAUGACAACGAUGUUGAACAAAAUGCUUUGACAAACGAUGACAAUGAUGUUUCACCUUUAUCUCUUCCUCCUUCUUAUGAUGAUUUCCUCACACAAUCUGCACCAAUGGUCUUGGAGACGCCAUCGCCACCACCUCCUUACGAUGCUGUAACCGUUAUUUUCAAGUAUUAAAAGUAUACCUAGACCAGGUUUUAUAAAUGACUGGUGAAUUUGAACUCGUAUUCUCUCACAAUUAUUUCAAAAGUUCCUAUAAUUUUAGAACUUUGGUUUAUAUUUUUUGUAAUUUUGAAUUUAUUGUUUUAGAUUUU